AUAUUAAAAAAGAACAAGAAAUAUUAAAAACAGACGCACUGGCAGCGGUUUGAAGGACAGAUAUGAGGAUUAAAAUGAGCUUUACGUUUUUUGCAGUGUGGUCCAGCAUUUGCUGGGAAUUGAGCACAGGAUUUGAAGCGUCGCCCUCCAGUACACCUGGUAACCUAGUAACCAGUACACCCUGGACACAAGCUAAAAACACCACCUCCCCCACUGCGACUGUAUCAGUAGUGACGGAGAAGGCCCCGGACACCCCUACCCAGAGACCGGACCCGACUACCUGGAACCAGCACCCCCCGGAGAAGAGUCCGGGGCCGUUAGGGGCCGUGGGGGACGAGGAGAAGUGCUGGAACUUCUUAGCUGGUGUUUAUUCGGAGCAGGGGAGGUGUGGAGACCAGCCUUCUUGCUGCUUUCAGUCAGGAGCGACAAAUGUGUUCUGGACGAAGAGUCAGGGAUGUUAAAGUGCGAGAACAAGAACUGGAUUCCCUUCGUGUUCGCGGGUGUUUUGUGGGCGUUGUCUCUUCUUAGUUAUCUGUUCUGUUCUCAUCGUCUGUACAAUAACAACACCAGGAUAGAGGAGCCUGUUUGAGAAAACCGUUAAACUUUAUUGUUUGUCAGCUUUUAUUAUUUUAAUAAUUUGUUAUUAUGCAUAAGGUUACAUUAAUUUGAAAUAUUUAUAUAUUGUACUUUAAUUGAAUUAAUCAGUUUGAUAUUUCUGUCAAUUUUGU
This is a messenger RNA of Bolinopsis microptera, 728 nucleotides long. RefSeq lists its product as uncharacterized. The transcript is spliced from 3 exons. Bases 63 to 461 code for a protein of 132 amino acids. The record is from RefSeq and is a predicted model, not a curated record. NCBI's taxonomy places the organism in Eukaryota, Metazoa, Ctenophora, Tentaculata, Lobata, Bolinopsidae.